AUGAGCGACCAACAGCAACAGCAGGAAGAAUACGCGCCCACAGCCUCGGGCACCGAGUGGGCAGAAGAAAUCACUAGCCUUGAGGAUUACGUCCACAAAAGUGCAGGACGCCUCGAAGCGACCGUCGCCAAUUCUUGUGUCCCCAAGGACAAUGGAGACGCCCUAACGGAUGGCGGGAUCUUGACGAGUGCAAACCACAAGACAUGGUUCCCCUAUGUGCACCCUCGCCAGUGGAUCCAUAAGGUUUCUAAGGAGUAUCGAUAUGGCAACUAUGUCAUCGUUGACCGCAAGACAGGCAAGAUGGUGUGGGAGGACAUGCCAGUCUAUGCCCGCAUUGGGAUGCACCUUCUCUUUGCCUGUCAAUUCGAUCACAGGCAAUCGCUGACGCAAGGCAAACACUUUGAUGAUCCAGUAUCUGUCAGUCAUAUCGGAUCCUUUAUCAAGACGUACAGACUGGAUUUGACAGAGUUGUUGGAGGAGAACCUGGCCAAUUACGGAACGUUCAACGAGUUCUUUUAUAGGAAGCUAAAGCCAGUUGCGCGGCCUAUUGACAGCAAGGACGAUCCCACGGUGAUAACCUCAGCUGCAGAUUGUCGUCUCGCCGUCUUCGACUCGAUCUCAACUGCACAAGAGUUCUGGAUCAAGGGCCAGAAAUUCACCCUCCCAAUCUUCCUCCAGGACCCCGACCUCGCCGCAGAAUUCGACCAAUCUUCUAUCGCGAUUUUCAGGUUGGCCCCACAGGAUUAUCAUCGGUUCCAUAGUCCUGUGAAGGCGACGGUGUCGAGAGAUAGGGAGCCGGUGAAGAUUGGGGGCACGUAUUUUACGGUGAACCCGAUGGCUGUGAACGAGAAUCUGGAUGUGUUUACGGAGAAUGUUCGUGUUGUUUCUGUGCUUGAUCUUGAUAGGGUUGAAGUCGGGUCGAUUGAACUGACGGGGGGGAAGGUGCCCGGGACCAAGCUGGAGAAGGGAGAUGAGCUCGGGUAUUUCGCGUACGGUGGAUCGACAUGUAUCCUUUUGUUCAAGAAGGGCACCGUUCAGUUUGACCAGGAUCUGAUUGAGAACUCCAAGAAGGGUGUUGAGACACUCGUCCGCAUGGGCGAACACAUCGGACGUCACAUUUGA
Messenger RNA from Linnemannia hyalina, 1122 nucleotides. The record is from the annotation of a GenBank genome assembly. Lineage: Eukaryota; Fungi; Mortierellomycota; Mortierellomycetes; Mortierellales; Mortierellaceae.